AUGGGUGACAAGAAUGAGAAAUGUGUAGAUCCACAAUCGUCAAAGUAUCAGCGGGACAACGGCUCUAGCCAGUGUAAAGCACGUCUGACAGCGGAGGAAAGAGGUGCAGCCAAACGCACAGCAUCUAUUACCAGAGUGAACUGGACAUCGAGUUACUUAUCCACCUGGCCCGCCCACAUCUCCUCCCAGUUGGUGCAGAGUGGGCGGACCCAUGGGGCAGGGGGCAAGAUCAGGAACCACGGAUGUGGUGAUGAGUUUGGUGGACAGGUGGCAAAGCCAAAGUUUCUCCAGCAGCUAGAGGGCUACUUGAGGAGGGAGCUGCAGGCCAUUGACCCUCAGGCACCCCAAGUACAGGAGCGAAAACUACAGGCCUACCGAGAGGUCUUUGACUGCUUCAUUGAGGACUUCAAAACAUACAAGCCUCUUCUCUCUGCCAUUAAGAAUGAAUACGAGGUUACAUUAGCGUACCUGCGGGACCAGGUGCGUGAGCUGCAGCCGCUGCGAGCCAGGCUGGUGAUGGUGUCCGAGGAGUGUGAGAGGAGGAUUACGGGUCUGAGGGAGGAGGAGAGGUCAGAGAUCAGAGCUCUGAAACAGGAACGCCUCCGCCUGCAGAAGGUCAUGGAGAACAUGAAGGAGAAGCAUUGUGCCAUGCAGGCAGAGGUGAGCAGUCUUCAGGAUGAACUGGCAGCCCAGUACCUGAUGUACCGUGAGGAGAGAGAUGCCCGGAAGCUGCUCAUCACCAACCUCAGCAGCACGAGCUGUGGAGGGGAGGAGGAGGCAGAUGAGGAGCAGCAAAGUGAGUUGGAGAGUAAGGACCCUGUGCAGGUGGAGCUGUGUCUAAGGGUGUGUAGAGAGGACCUGACCAGAGCACAGGUGGAGCUCAACCGUUUGCAUGCAGAGUACGGAGACGUGGUCCCUCGGAGAGACUGGGAGUCGCUGGAGCACACACACCAUGAGAGCCUGAUAAAAAUAGAGACUUUGCAAGCAGACUACGAGCAGAUGCGUCAUGAGUACGACACCCUGCUGGAGCUGCACAGGCAGGUGACCUCGGAUAGAGACGGCUUGCAGAACGAGCUGGACCGUUUCAGAAAGAGCUCAACUCCCAGGCCGCACUGGAAGAAGUGUGCAGAGGCGGUUGGAGGGGCUGAGCGCUGGGCAGAGCUGAGUCACAACCAAUCAAGUCAGAGGAGGCUAGAGAUCCUUCUCGAGCAACUACUGGGAACCACAUCAGAGCAGAAAGAAUUCUUCACUGGACUGGGUGGGGGUGCUGAAGUGCCGGUGUACCUACGCUACGAAGGCAAUCUGAAGAACCUGCACCUGCAGAAGGCUGACGUUCACAGAGUCAUCAGGGAGGCGUGGAAGGAGAAGGUGACUGAGGAUGAGAAGAGUGACAAGAGCAGUGACCUGGGUGAGUUUCUGCACAGGCACCUGGAGAGACAGCACAGGGAGCAAGCAGGAGAUUGGGCCUACAGUCUGAUGGAAUCCUUCCACCAGCACUCCAACGAUGAUGUCAUCAACCUGUUCCACCUUAUUCUAACGGGGAAGGUGGAUGAGAGUGUAUAUCAUGGGCAGACACAUCUGCUGUCUAACUUGUUGAAGGUGCUGAUUAAGACUGACACUUCCGGGAGCGGGUCACUAACCCUCCAGGAGUUCAGGGAGGCCCUGAGGACGGCCUUUCCCCUGAAGACAGACCAGGAUGUAGAGGAGAUGUUGUCUGUCGCCCAGCAGGAACAGGACAGCAGCAGCAUUGGCAUCAUCAACUACCAGAGGCUCUUAAUGGAGGACUCUGAAGGGAAGCACAGGGACUUCCUGACUCUGGUGAGGAGGCAGUCAGAAAGAGAGAAACAGCAGUACAUCAGCCAGCUGAAAGCACAGUUAGGGGGCAGAGAGGAGCUGACUGUGGCAGACCUCAGGUCAGCAUUCAGAAGCAUUGACCCCUCUCUGGACUCAACUACUCUAGACUGGAACCUGACCAUGGCUUUCCAGUGUACCCCUGAGCAGCUAGACAAGCAGACAGCGCCAGUUGAAACAGAGCAGCUUCUUCAGCGCCUCUUGGUGGCUAACGUCACCAGGGCUGGUGUUCAGACACCACAGGACUGAUAUCUCCACAUUGGGCUUUACACACACACACACAAACAUGCACAAGACCUCACUGAUCAAAACACGGCAGUCUAAGACAGUAGUUGUAGACAAGCUGGCAUAGUGCAUCUUCUUUGUAGUCUUCGCACAGCAUGUGUAGCAAUCUGGGAUCCAGUUGUAUGUUUUUGCUGUAAUUUCCUGUCAUUAUAAAGCCUUACUUUAACAUUAAAAUCGUGCAUCGCAUGUA
This is a messenger RNA of Osmerus eperlanus (European smelt), 2326 nucleotides long. It is a transcript of the gene tsnaxip1, whose product is annotated as translin-associated factor X interacting protein 1. The transcript is spliced from 16 exons. NCBI's taxonomy places the organism in Eukaryota, Metazoa, Chordata, Actinopteri, Osmeriformes, Osmeridae. The coding region runs from base 1 to 2100 and encodes 699 amino acids. Gene Ontology annotation, cellular component: cytoplasm. Gene Ontology annotation, molecular function: calcium ion binding. The record is from RefSeq and is a predicted model, not a curated record.